Messenger RNA from Tachyglossus aculeatus (Australian echidna), 1877 nucleotides. It is a transcript of the gene SLC17A8, whose product is annotated as solute carrier family 17 member 8. The record is from RefSeq and is a predicted model, not a curated record. Gene Ontology annotation, biological process: monoatomic anion transport; synaptic transmission, glutamatergic; neurotransmitter loading into synaptic vesicle. The coding region runs from base 1 to 1695 and encodes 564 amino acids. The transcript has 13 exons. Gene Ontology annotation, molecular function: L-glutamate transmembrane transporter activity; neurotransmitter transmembrane transporter activity. Gene Ontology annotation, cellular component: synaptic vesicle membrane; excitatory synapse. NCBI's taxonomy places the organism in Eukaryota, Metazoa, Chordata, Mammalia, Monotremata, Tachyglossidae.
AUGCCUUUCAGAAAGUUUUAUACACUCAAAGAGAAAUUCUUGAACCCCGGAAAGGAAGGAGUGAAGACUAUGCUUGGGGAGUCUUUGGGAAGUUUGCAAAGAAAAAUUGAUGGGACCAAUGUAGAAGAAGACAAUAUAGAACUGACUGAAGAGGGGAGACCAGUCCAGGCUUCUACUCAGAGACGCCCACUCUGCGAUUGCUACUGCUGUGGAAUGCCCAAACGCUACAUCAUCGCCAUAAUGAGUGGUUUGGGCUUUUGCAUUUCCUUUGGAAUUAGAUGUAACCUUGGUGUUGCCAUAGUGGAAAUGGUCAACAACAGCACAGUAUACAUUGAUGGAAAACCAGAGGUUCAGAAAGCUCAGUUCAACUGGGAUCCUGAGACAGUCGGGCUUAUUCAUGGAUCUUUUUUCUGGGGUUACAUCGUGACACAAAUUCCAGGAGGCUUCAUCUCAAAUAAACUAGCUGCUAACAGGGUUUUUGGAGCAGCAGUGUUCUUAACCUCUACUCUGAACAUGUUCAUCCCUUCUGCUGCAAGGGUUCACUAUGGAUGUGUAAUGUGUGUACGAAUUUUGCAAGGCCUUGUGGAGGGUGUUACCUACCCAGCAUGUCAUGGAAUGUGGAGCAAGUGGGCACCUCCUCUGGAGAGAAGCAGACUGGCAACUACCUCAUUUUGUGGCUCAUAUGCUGGGGCAGUGGUGGCCAUGCCAUUGGCAGGGGUAUUAGUUCAAUACAUUGGAUGGUCUUCAGUCUUCUACAUUUAUGGGAUGUUUGGAAUCAUAUGGUACAUGUUUUGGUUGUUGCAUGCCUAUGAGAGUCCUGCUGCUCAUCCAACCAUUUCCAGUGAAGAACGAACAUAUAUUGAAACAAGUAUAGGAGAGGGAACGAAUCUAGUCAGUCUAAGUAAAUUCAGUACACCAUGGAAAAGAUUUUUCACUUCGCUGCCAGUUUAUGCGAUCAUUGUGGCAAAUUUUUGUAGAAGCUGGACCUUCUAUUUGCUGCUUAUCAGUCAGCCUGCUUACUUUGAAGAGGUCUUUGGAUUUGCAAUAAGUAAGGUGGGCCUUCUAUCUGCAGUUCCCCACAUGGUUAUGACAAUUAUUGUACCUAUUGGAGGACAACUGGCUGAUUAUUUAAGAAGCCGAAAAAUUUUAACCACAACUGCUGUUAGAAAAAUCAUGAAUUGUGGAGGUUUUGGCAUGGAAGCAACGCUUCUCUUGGUGGUUGGCUUUUCUCAUACCAAAGGUGUGGCCAUCUCUUUUCUGGUCCUUGCAGUAGGAUUCAGUGGCUUUGCUAUUUCAGGAUUCAAUGUCAACCACCUGGACAUCGCCCCUCGCUAUGCCAGUAUUCUCAUGGGGAUUUCGAACGGCGUGGGGACCCUUUCAGGAAUGGUCUGCCCCCUCAUUGUUGGAGCAAUGACAAAACACAAGACCCGGGAGGAAUGGCAGAAUGUCUUCCUCAUAGCUGCUCUGGUGCACUAUAGCGGUGUGAUCUUCUACGGAGUUUUUGCUUCCGGAGAGAAACAAGAGUGGGCCGACCCCGAGAACCUUAGUGAAGAAAAGUGUGGUAUAAUUGAUGAAGAUGAACUGGCUGAAGAAACUGGACUGAACCACGACAGUGCGGCCAGUCCAAAGAAGAUGAUGUCUUACGGAGCCACUGAUCAGAAUAACGAGAAUCUCAAGGACAGAAAAUGGAGAUAAGAAUACCCAUUCCAUUUCAUCAGAUUGGUAAGAAGAUUCAAAAUGCUAAGUUGCCACCCCUUAAGUAUACUGGGUGAAAUGUCUCUGACAAAAUAUUCUGGCUUUGUUCUCUUCUACUAUCCAGUUGGUUUACUGGUAGUUAAAGAAGAGAUAGAAAAUAUUCAAAAUUUCCAACAGGAAUA